This is a messenger RNA of Ipomoea nil (Japanese morning glory), 1489 nucleotides long. Its product is annotated as meiotic recombination protein SPO11-1. The transcript is spliced from 15 exons. Bases 214 to 1299 code for a protein of 361 amino acids. Gene Ontology annotation, molecular function: DNA binding; DNA topoisomerase type II (double strand cut, ATP-hydrolyzing) activity; ATP binding. Lineage: Eukaryota; Viridiplantae; Streptophyta; Magnoliopsida; Solanales; Convolvulaceae. Gene Ontology annotation, biological process: reciprocal meiotic recombination; meiotic DNA double-strand break formation; meiotic DNA double-strand break processing. Gene Ontology annotation, cellular component: nuclear chromosome. The record is from RefSeq and is a predicted model, not a curated record.
AUUAUUAUUAUAUCUAAAUGAUUGAAAUUUUCUAUUUUUCUUUUUAAAAAAAUAAUCUAAAUUUUUUCAUCAAUCAAAUCUUGAUACAAUUUGCUCAAAAAUUACCAGAAUGAGCAAAUCUCGACUCAGGGAAAACAUCAAUGGCACACGCACAACUGCAAAACUCACUGCUAUAACAUAUAAAACGCCAUACUCUGAGCACGCUCAGGGAAAAUGGAGGGAAAGCAAUCUGGUUCUAUGCACUGCAAAGUGUUGGGAAGAUUGAAAGAGCUUACUCGAUCGAUUGUUGAAGAUCUCGCGAACAAUCGCUCGCCGAUCAUUUACAUUGAUCGGUUCAGGAAUUACUGCAUAGACGGUUCAGGAAAUUGCUAUUGCAGCUCUGGUUUGUCAAAUGGGAAGGAAGUCGUUACACUGAAGAGGGAAAGCCAUGCACGUAGGUUAGAUGUUUUGUUAAGGGUGCUACUGAUUGUUCAGCAACUUCUGCAAGAAAAUCGUCAUGGUUCAAAAAGAGACAUAUACUACAUGCACCCUUCUAUUUUUAAAGAACAAGCAACUGUUGACCGAGCAAUUAAUGAUAUUUGCAUACUUUUGCAAUGCAGUCGACAUAACCUGAAUGUGGUCUCAGUUGGGAAUGGAUUGGUGAUGGGAUGGCUGCAAUUUGUAGAGGCUGGGAGAAAAUUUGACUGUAUUAACAGUCCAAACACAGCACACCCCAUUCCUGUGCAUGUAGAAGAAGUUGACAAUAUUAUUAGUGUUGCCCAGUACAUUUUAGUUGUGGAAAAGGAAUCAGUAUUCCAACGACUAGCAAAUGAUCAAUUCUGCAAAAGAAAUCGUUGCAUUGUCAUCUCAGGAAGAGGCUAUCCUGAUGUUCCCACAAGGAGAUUCCUGCGGCUCCUCACUGAGAAGCUGCGCCUGCCUGCAUAUUGCUUGGUAGAUUGUGAUCCAUAUGGCUUUGACAUCUUGGCCACAUACAAAUUUGGCUCUAUGCAAAUGGCCUAUGAUGUAAAAUUUCUGUGUGUCCCCGAGAUAAAGUGGCUUGGAGCAUUUCCUCUAGAUUGUGAUAACUACUGUAUUCCACAGCAAUGUCUUCUACCCUUGACAGAAGAAGAUAAGAGGAGAGUUGAGGCAAUGUUACUAAGAUGCUACAUGCAAAGAGAAGUGCCUAGAUGGAGGAUUGAAUUGGAGCUGCUGCUAGAGAAAGGAGUCAAAUUUGAGCUUGAAGCGUUAUCUGCCUGUUCACUUUCAUUUUUGUCAGACGAGUAUUUACCAUCUAAGAUCCAAGGAGGAGGCUACAUCUGAAACUUUUUCUGUCACGUUAUAUCCCUUUAGUUUGCCUAAUUAUAUUUGUUUUUGUUUUUUUUUAAAGACUCUUGAGAGGAUAAUUGUUUGGAAGCAACUGUUAAAUUGGACAUUUAACUGUCGCAAUUUGUAAGUUUGUACAAAUGGAUUUUUUUUUGGGUGUAGUCGGGUGGUUAAUCCAUUCGCUGAA